CACCAAGGUGUACACAUUCCAUCUGUCAAACGAAAAACGAGCAUGAACGGUGUGAGUUUGUUUACUUGAGUCUGGUUGCACGAAACAUAAUUGUACGUAGAGUUUGUUUCAAAAUGAGGUACGGACAGCUCGUAAUGGGCCCCGCCGGAAGUGGCAAGUCCACCUAUUGCGCGACAAUGCAACGGCACGGCUUCGAUGACAAGCGGAUGAUCAAGGUCGUCAAUCUGGAUCCGGCUGCGGAACACUUUGACUAUCAGCCGUUUCUAGACAUCCGAGAUCUGAUCCAGCUGGACGAUGCCAUGGAAGACGAAGAGCUUCGCUACGGUCCGAAUGGUGGGCUGAUAUUUUGUAUUGAAUAUCUCAUCGAACACUCCGACUGGCUGCGUGAUCAGCUGUGUGGAGUCGGUUCCGAUGAUGAGGACGAUACCACCGGCAUCGAAGAACCGGACGACGAUUAUGUGCUGUUCGAUAUGCCGGGUCAAAUCGAACUCUACACCCAUCUGAAAUCGGGCAAUUCGUUGGCUCGGUUACUAGAAUCGUGGAACUUUCGACUCUGCUCCGUGUUCCUGGUCGACUCGCAGUUUAUGAUUGACGGUGCCAAGUUUUUGUCGGGAACGAUGGCUGCAUUGAGCGUGAUGGCCAACAUGGAGCUUCCCCACGUGAACGUGCUUAGUAAAAUGGAUCUGCUGAGCAAAGUACACCGUGGGCAGAUGGACAAAUAUCUCGACCCUGAUGCGCACGCACUUCUCGGCGAGGUAACAAACGAAUCCGCGUGGGGACGCAAGUAUCGCAAGCUGUCGGAAACGAUCGGCAUGCUGAUCGAGGACUUUAGUUUAGUUCGCUUCACCCCGCUCAACAUUAACGAUGAGGAAAACGUGGCCGAUCUGCUACUGAUGAUCGAUAACGUCAUCCAGUAUGGCGAGGAUGCGGACGUGAAGGUGCGCGAUUUUGAUCCACCAGAACCGGAGGAGGUAGAGGACGACAGUCGGCACUAUCAGGAUGAUUAAAGUGGCACAAUGUGUGGAUUUCGUCCUAACAUACGUUUAUAUUCGCUUUGCAGUUCAAUAAAUUUAACGAUAUGGGAUUA
Anopheles gambiae (African malaria mosquito) is the source of this 1087-nucleotide messenger RNA. Its product is annotated as GPN-loop GTPase 3. Gene Ontology annotation, molecular function: GTPase activity. The transcript has 2 exons. Lineage: Eukaryota; Metazoa; Arthropoda; Insecta; Diptera; Culicidae. The record is from RefSeq and is a predicted model, not a curated record. The coding region runs from base 114 to 1007 and encodes 297 amino acids.